GAAGCAUGCAUUGAAAAAGAGUGAGAAGUCCUGAACCAUCUUCGGGGUUCAGUGCAGAGGAGAAGUGCCCAGAAGCCGGGAGCUCUGCAGUGAGAAGUAGUGUUGACCAGGAGGGUCCUGUGGAUCUUGGAAAAUCCCUUACUUCACCAAAAGCCAAGAAAAAAAGAUGGCUAAAAAAGCAUGAAGGAGAAUUUCUGGAUUUUCAGUCUAAAAUACUUCCUGUGACCUGUGGAGACAUGAAAGGCAUGUUACAUAAGAACAAGUUGGAAGAAGGAUCCACGGUGAAGUGCAUAAAGACAGAGGAUGGAAACUGGUUCACCCCCCAGGAAUUUGAAGCUGCAGGGAACUAUAAAAGUUCAAGAAAUUGGAAGAACACUGUGCGCUGUGGUGGGGAAACCCUAAAACGGCUGAUGGAGGAGGGAAAGCUACCUACACCACCAAUAUACAGCAAGAAAAAAAAGCUUGAAAAGCCAGAGGCAUGUGGGGUCUGCCACAGUGGAGAAGAUCUCUUCGGCUGUGAUACUUGUUCAAGAUUCUUUCAUGGGGACUGUCACCUGCCACCUGUGCAGAAUGAGAGACCUCUCAGGAGACCGUGGAGUUGCACCUUCUGCAGGAUGAAGGAGUCUUCAGGAAGUCAGCAACAUCAUGAGGAGUGUGAAGUCCUGGCAAUGACAAUGGGGCCUGAGGAGCAGCUGAAAUGUGAGUUCCUCCUCUUGGAGAUCUACUGCCACUCAGACAAUAUCUCUCUUGAGCCUAUGGAACAAGAUAAGUAUAGUGUGGAGGCUUAUCGAGGCAUGGAUAAUUUUAUGCUGCUGAAUAAGAUAAAGAAGAAUCUAAAUGAGCGGCGUUACCCCAACGUGGGCAACUUUAUGAGGGACAUGCGCGUCAUCUUUCAGAAUCACAGGGCAUUUAAUAAAGAUCAUGCCUUGUACUUAAUGGGAAUCGACCUGGAGGAGGAAUUUGAGCAGAAUUUUAAGAAAGUGUUCACUACCUCAGCACCGAAAAUGAAACCUGGUAAGGAGGUGGGAGCUCAAGGCCUGGGCUGCAGGAAACUGAACUAAGAGCUACUCUUUCCU
Molecule: messenger RNA, 1076 nt
Organism: Phyllostomus discolor (pale spear-nosed bat)
Lineage: Eukaryota; Metazoa; Chordata; Mammalia; Chiroptera; Phyllostomidae
Product: nuclear body protein SP140-like protein
Exons: 12
Coding region: 237-1061 (274 amino acids)
Biological process (GO): regulation of transcription by RNA polymerase II
Cellular component (GO): nucleus
Molecular function (GO): DNA-binding transcription factor activity, RNA polymerase II-specific; protein binding; DNA binding
Source: RefSeq, a predicted model, not a curated record